CCAACAUCCUGAGCCAGCACUGGGCUGGAAUGUGCCUGGACAGGGUUGAAUGAGACCAGGACAGAACCGGUCGGACAAGUAGGAGCAGAGGCUGGUGCUGGCGAAGCGAGAGGGAACCCGAGGAGGAGGUGCGGUACGAUGUUUCCACUGCUGACGGCUCUCACCACUCUGGCUGGAUACAUACUGGCCUCCGCUUGGUUUCUCCGUCACCCAUGGGUGCUCCACAGGAGGAAGAGACUGGUGUUUCAAGCCCGGCACAUCUCCCACCGUGGAGGAGCCGGAGAGCGGAUCGAGAACACGAUGGAAGCCUUCCAACAUGCUGCCGAAUGUGGAACAGACAUGCUGGAGUUGGACUGCUGCCUUACUCGGGAUGGGGAGGUUGUUGUGUCCCACGACACGGCCCUUGAGAGGCAGGCCGGCCUCGAGGUCAGAAUCCGGGAUGUCGACUACAAGGAUCUGCCCCCCUACAAGGAGCAGUUGGAAGUUACUUUUUACUCAGGACACUUCAGCACAGGGACAGAUCGACGGAUCCCACGGUUGGAGGAGGUUUUCCAGAACUUUCCAACACUCCCAAUCAAUGUCGAGAUCAAAGAGAAUGACCUAAUGCUGAUCCGCAAGGUGUCGGACCUGGUGAAGAGGUACAAGCGGGAACAGAUCACAGUGUGGGCCACUGAGAAAGACGAGAUCAUGCGGCAGUGUCACAGGGAGAACAGGUCAAUGCCGCGGGCGUUCACCAUGCACCGGAUGAUCUAUCUCCUGCUGGCCUACAUUUCCGGGAUCCUCCCAUUCCUGCCCCUCGGUGAGGCCUGCCUCGAGUGUCCCAUGCCAUCCAUCGUUGGCAGGUACUACAUCCCCAGGACUGGGCCCUUAAGCUUCCCUCUGCUCCCUCAGAUUCUCGACUGGUUACUGACCCGAAGGACCUUCAUUAAACACCUGGUGGAUAGAGGGAUUCAGGUUUACUUCUGGACACUCAAUGAGGAAGCGGACUACCGAAGGGCAUUCCUUAUUGGAGCCACUGGAGUGAUGACAGAUUUUCCCAGCAAACUCCGGAGAUUUCUGGACCAGAACCCUGAUCUCAGUCCUCAUCAGGAAAGCUCUGGAUGAGCUCUAUUCCCCUCACCUAGUUGUGUGUGGAUAAUAUUCCCUCUGUUCCCAACUUUCCUCACCUCUGUUCCCAACCUCACUCCCCUCUCCCACCUCCCUCCUCCCCCACCACUUACCCUUUCCCCUGCCUUUGCCCCUUUCCACCCUUUUCACUCCUCCUCCCCACUCCCUCCGUUUCUGCCGCCACUUCCCCUUGUCCUACUGUGGUGAACUACAUAUACCUGUCUGGACACGCCCCUCUGCUGACUACUCCUGUGGCUCCCCCUGUAUAAAGGCGAUUGGAGACACUGCUCCUCCCUCAGUCUCCAAGAUGUUGUGGUCACGUUUGCAGCUAAUAAAAGCCUAUCUUUUGCCUCCCGUAUCCAAGAGUUAUUGAUGGUGCAUCACCUACGUGCUCAGUAAAGUUCAGCGGCCUAUCCUUCUGUUGUGUACAAUCAUUUAUUUCCCCAAAGAAUUGGAGUCACGGAGGCGAGACGGGGAGGGGUUUGAUGAUAGUCCAUCACUCAAGCACAGACCUUGCUUUGGAAGAUUUCACAGAACAGGCCCUUCACCCCACAAUGUGCUGCCUAUCCUUUAACCACUAUAAAAUCAAUCUGAUGCAUCCCUCCAUUUUUCUAUCAUCCAUCUGCCUAUCUAAGAGCCUUUCAGUUGUCCCUAAUGUAUCUGCCCCUAUCAUUACCCCUGUGAGUACAUUCCACACUGUGUAAAAACAACAACCUAUAUCCCCCUAUACUUUCCUCCAAUCACUUUACACAGUAUGCCCCUUGUGUUAACCUUUUCUAGCCUGGGCAAAGGGUAGUGGCUGUUCUGUCUUUCAAUAUGGAUGUGGACCCCAAAAUUCCUCUGUUCCUUCACACCAGGGAUGGCCAAUCUAUGGGGCAUGCACCAAAAGUGGCGCAUUGCACACCAGUGAUAAUAAUACAAAAAUCAGCCUACUCAUGCAGAAAAGUAUUAACCAAAAACUGAUUUGUAGAAAAAAUAGCUUAGAGCUAGAAAUGGGUUUUACUGAGAAUAAAUCUAAAAUUUAGCAAUUAUUUUUAGUGAUAUUAUUUCAUGCACAUCUUUUGGUGAAUGUUAUCUUCUUUCACAGUAAUCUGUUUUCAAUUUAAAAAUGUUCAAGGAAUCAAACUAGGAAAGAAAGACUUUUGUUCUUCAGUCAUUGCAUAAUUGUUCAAUACACGUUUGAUACUUUUUGCCAGUCAGUUUACAAUUGACACUCAUGCGCUAUGGAGUUGUGCUUUGUUCAUCCUUUGUGAACGUUUGCAGUUUUGUACUUUUUCUAAAAUUAAGCCUUUUUUUUACAUUCAGUUACCCAUCAUAGUGCAAACAAAAAGCAGAAAGUGAUAGUAAGCAUGAAUUCAAUGAACAGUGGGAAAAUGAAUUCUUAUUUAUAGCGGGUCCGUCAGGAAAACCGUUGUGCAUUGUUUGUGAAAACACUUUCACACAUAAUAGAUCUUAAUAGACACAAUAAAACACAACAUCAGACUGAAAUAGGAAAACUGAAGCUAGUGCUUGGGUCUGAGUUACGGAAAGAAUAUGUGAUUAAGAAAAAGGAAGAAAUCAAAAGAAGAUUUGUUAUAAGUCUCAUUAUGUAAUGUUUAUCUUGUUUUUAUAUUAAAUCAAUAUAUCAUGUAAAAAUGCUAAA
Molecule: messenger RNA, 2749 nt
Organism: Hypanus sabinus (Atlantic stingray)
Lineage: Eukaryota; Metazoa; Chordata; Chondrichthyes; Myliobatiformes; Dasyatidae
Gene: gdpd3b
Product: glycerophosphodiester phosphodiesterase domain containing 3b
Exons: 10
Coding region: 139-1104 (321 amino acids)
Biological process (GO): glycerophospholipid catabolic process
Cellular component (GO): endoplasmic reticulum membrane
Molecular function (GO): phosphoric diester hydrolase activity; phosphatidylcholine lysophospholipase A1 activity
Source: RefSeq, a predicted model, not a curated record